GAAUACAAGCCAAGAUGGCGUUCGAUGGAAACGACGAUAUUGUUCUCGUUCAUUUUGCUUGUCCUUAACAAGCACCUUCGCGCACACAUAUACGUCCUUUAAUAACGUAAACAUCGUCCAUAAUUGUUUGUCGUCGGGACACAUUAGUCAGUUUAAUGCUAGCUUAGCUUGCGAGUUAGCUUAGCUUAGCUUGUUAGCUGCUAACAAAGCGAACCGGAAGUUGUUUAAACAUCGCUAAACGGAGAUCAAGUGUGCGUUUAAAGUGUUGUGAUUGUGUGGAAAAUGUGCGAAAGGACGAUGGAAGAGAACGAGGGGGAACUUUCUAGAACCAAAGAGGAGAAGGAGCGACAACAUCAACUCCUGGACGUUUAUUAUAAGAAACAUCAUCAAGUUGUGUUACACAGAACAGACGUCAGUGAAGAACAUCUUCCACCCGAGCCACAGCCCGCCCACGUUAAAGAGGAAGAACACGAGUGGCAGCCCACUCGCGUUAAAGACGAAGCAGACGAGCCACGGCCCUUUUGUUUUAAAGAGGAGGAGCCACAGCCCCCUCACAUCAAAGAGGAAGCGGUGGAACACAGCGUCAGUCAGGAGGGAGAGCAUAUUGAAGGACUGGUGGAGUUCCCAGUGACUGGUGUCCCUGUGAAGAGUGAAGGUGACGAGGUCAAAGGUGAACGUGAGGAGACGAAAGGGGCGGAGCCUCCAACACAACACAUGACAACAGAAGCUGAUGGAGACAAACUUUUAGCUCCACUAUCAGAUAGCGAGGACACAACCUCACACAAUAAUGCAUUGGAAAAACCUUGCAGUUGCUCAGUGUGCGGCCACGCCUUUUCUCAAAUGUCCUCUUUGCACCGACACAUGAGGACGCACACGGGAGAAAAACCCUUCCGCUGCCCGGACUGCGGCAAAAGCUUCUCGCAGAAGGUGACCAUGGAGUCGCACGCGAGGACACACACCGGGGAAAACCCCUUCCGCUGCGCCGUCUGCGGCAACGCCUUCACCCAGAUGUCCUCGCUGCGGCUGCACGCCAAAACGCACACCGGCGAGAAACCCUUCCGCUGCUCGCACUGCGGCAAGCGCUUCACCCAGAGGGCGCACAUGCUCUCGCACGUGAGGACGCACACCGGGGAGAGACCGUUCAGUUGCCCCGUGUGCGGCAAGGCGUUCGCUCAGACGUCCACUUUGAAUCAACACCUGAAGACGCACACGGGGGAGAAACCUUUCAGUUGCUCCGACUGCGGCAAACGCUUCACCCAAAAGGUCACCAUGCAAGCGCACAAGAGAACGCACACGGGGGAGAAACCGUUUAGUUGCUCGGUAUGCGGUAAGGCAUUUUCUUUCCUAUCCUCCUUGGAUCGACACAUGGAGAGGCACUGAUGGUCGGCCUCAUGUGACACGGGUGUGGUUUUUCUUUUGUGUUUUGUAUAAAUCCAUCAUGCACAGAGUUAUGACAUGUUUUUAGUUUCACACUUCACCAUGGUCAAAGUAGAGCGGACAUAAUCAUACUCCUUUUUUUCUCCUCUCAUAGAAUUUGUUAAUACAUUUUCUAUUCGGGAACUCUAACUAAUGGUAGAAUAUGUCACAUUUUUUAAUGAGGUUUAAAAUGUUUAUCAGGAUUCUUCUAUUUUGAGUGUUGUUGCGUUUCGGACCAGUUGUUCCUCCCAGGGAAUUCAAGUCACAAUUCGCUCCCAAGUUCUUUCCGACACUUAAAGCUGAGUUGAAAAAACCACCAGAGACAGAAUAGGUAUUUUGUUGUAUAUUCUCAAAGCUUUGCCAAUAUACAUUGAUUGAGACCAGUCUAACCAUAGAACAUUCUAUUGCGCCUCCCAAAAAUGGUCUGUCUUCCCAACGCCAAAAACCUCUCUCUCCUUCCCCCUCCCUAGCCAUAACACAAGCACAACGUCUCCCUAGCCAUAAUACAUUCCAAAGAACUCAAGGUUAACACACACAGUUUGCUUGCUGACAGAGCAUCAAGAGAAGAAAUGAUAAAACACCAGCUGUUUUCAAAUAUGACAAAGAAAUGGAAGAAGUACCGUAUUUUCCGCACUAUAAGGCGCACCUAAAAACCACAAAUUUUCUCAAAAGCUGACAGUGCGCCUUAUAACCCGGUGCGCUUUAUAUAUGGAUAAAUAUUAAGAUUCAUUUUCAUAAAGUUUCGGUCUCGUAACUACGGUAAACAGCCGCCAUCUUUUUUCCCGGUAGAACAGGAAGCGCUUCUUCUUCUACGCAAGCAACCGCCAAGGUAAGCACCCGCCCCCAUAGAACAGGAAGCGCUUCUUCUUCUACUGUAAGCAACCACCCGCCCGCGUAGAAGGAGAAAAAGCGCGCGGAUAUUACCGUACUUCAUUUCCUUUGUGUGUUUACAUCUGUAAAGACAACAAAAUGGCUCCUACUAAACGACGGGGAUCCGGUUCAUGAAAAGACGCAAUCUCUCCAUCCGCACACGGAUUACUAUUUCACAGCAACUGAUAUUCCUGUGAACCGCACUGUGGAUACAACGGGAGCACGUACGGUGAAUAUUCGCACCACAGGGAAUGAGAAGUCAUCCUUCACUGUGGUUCUAGCUUGCCAUGCUAAUGGCCAGAAACUUCCACCCAUGGUGAUAUUCAAAAGGAAGACCUUGCCAAAAGAGACCUUUCCAGCCGGCGUCAUCAUAAAAAGCUAACUCGAAGGGAUGGAUGAAGAAAAGAUGAGCGAGUGGUUAAGGUAAGUUUAAGUUUACGCGAAGAGGCCGGGUGGCUUUUUUCACGCAGCUUCGUCCAUGUUGAUAUACGACUCCAUGCGCGCCCACAUCACGCUGGUUUUUAAUAUAUUAUUAAAGUUUGACUGACCUAUCUGACUGUUUUUUUGACAUUCCUUUAGCGCAGUUAGAUGCGGCUUACAACACGGGGCGGCUUAUAGGUGGACAAAGUUUUGAAAUAUGCCGUUCAUUGAAGGCGCGGCUUAUAACCCAGGGCGGCUUAUGGUGCGGAAAAUACGGUACAACUUAAAUUCGGAUAUAUGUAAAUAUCUGCCUCCGACAGUGUGAACUCUUAUUCAAAGUGGAUCACAUUACUACAUUGUUUAUGUAUUCGUUCCAUAAUUGUAUUCCACUUACGGACAUGCUAAAGGUUUCAAGUGUUGUACGCGCAUACACAUUUAUAUUUCUCCUCUUUUUUUGUCGGCAAUAAUUGUUGUAUAUUCUUGGCCCGCAGCUUAUAGUUUGCUUUGUACAUCAUUUUAGAUGUUCGCAAAUGCCCCAAGUCAUUGAAUUUAAAUAUUUUGGAUUCAAUAAAUAAAGUGUGUGUUAUUCUAACUGACCUAUUUUGUAACUCGGUUAGUGAACGAAGUGUACUUUUGUAGUUAUUUCUGCACAACAACUUGGAAAUGGUAACACUGGCGAGCAGUAGAGAAUACGAACUGACUUUUGGUCCAGAAUAUAUUUUGCUUUAUUAUUUAGUAUUUCUUGCCGCCUUUUAUUGUACGUUUUUAAUGAGGCUUUGUCAUUCAAUGAGCUAUUAUCACACCCAACAACGUGGUUUCUUUUACUCUUUCAACGUCUACUCCGUCUGUUUGUAUUUGUGUUGGACAGUUUGAACAUGUUUGGUCCCAGUAUUGACUCCUGGGGUACGCCGCAAUUUGAAUUUGAAGUUUGUUCAUGCCACAUCUCAAUGGUUAUACAAUCUUAAAGGAGAAUUGUGCCUAUUGUUUGCAUUAUUUGUGUAAGACAAGAACACAUGUGUUUUUGUUUAUUUUUAGGAUUUUAUAUAUUAUAGAAAACGCUUGCAAGAUGCAACUAAUGGAAGUCAGCCAUGCAGCCUUCAAACUCUUCUAAGUACUUCUUCUUUCUUACUAAAUUGUUUCUAUUUUGACAGAAAAAAAAAGCAUGGAGAUGGCCUAAAAAAGAUAUUUUAACAAAAAGAUUCUUGCAAAAAAAAAUACUGAGUUUCUAGCCGCCUAGAACGGGCCUACUAAUGUUACAAAUGAGAAUGCAAGAACGUCUUUAUGUCUCUCGCAAGGAUCGUGGAGGAGAUGCAACAUUUCAGACGUGUAGUGAAGUUCCCCAAGAGAGAACAAAUGACAUCAAUCAAUCAAUCAAUCAAUGUUUAUUUAUAUAGCCCUAAAUCACAAGUGUCUCAAAGGGCUGCACAAGCCACAACGACAUCCUCGGUACAAAGCCCACAUAAGGGCAAGGAAAAACUCACCCCAGUGGGACGUCGAUGUGAAUGACUAUGAGAAACCUUGGAGAGGACCGCAUAUAUAUAUAUAUAUAUAUAUAUAUAUAUAUAUAUAUAUAUAUAUAUGAACAAACACACAAAAUAUGCAAUAUUUUCCGCCAAAAUAUUUUGAAUGCCCCUGUUGUCCAAUAAAACUUUGCAUAUUUUGUGUUUUUUCCAUAGAAAACAAUUUUUACCCCCCAAAAUAUUUCAAAGUGCAAUAUUUGAUGUGAAGCAAUUAAAGCCUUAAAUAUUAUUGGGGAUCCAAAAAGGGUCCCACUCAUAAAAGUGUUAAA
This is a messenger RNA of Nerophis lumbriciformis (worm pipefish), 4495 nucleotides long. Lineage: Eukaryota; Metazoa; Chordata; Actinopteri; Syngnathiformes; Syngnathidae. The record is from RefSeq and is a predicted model, not a curated record.